Messenger RNA from Argiope bruennichi, 1199 nucleotides. RefSeq lists its product as uncharacterized. The record is from RefSeq and is a predicted model, not a curated record. Bases 120 to 1199 code for a protein of 359 amino acids. Lineage: Eukaryota; Metazoa; Arthropoda; Arachnida; Araneae; Araneidae. The transcript has a single exon.
CGCGACAGGACUGUGAUUUGAAAUCAACGAUUCGAAAGGCAAGUGAAUUUUUUUGACGAUAAAUUAUUUGUUAUUAGAAAUUUGUCGAUACUUUGAAGAAUAACUGUUUCAGAAAAAUUAUGGAAGCUUUAAAGCUUAAACGAAAAACAGUUAGAUCUGCAUUUACUAGAUUGUUUAAUCAUUUAGAUGAGUCAGCGAAAACGGAAGUAAACAUUGCAGAUGAUUUAGAUUGUUUGGCAACCUUCCAGCUGCUUGGCGAGAAAAAUAAUGAACUUUUGCAAUUAAAUGAAGAUAUUUUGAAUCUUUUGUUGAUGUCUGAAGACAUAAAUGAAGACGAUAUUGAAAAAGAAUCUCGUUCAGCAGAUGAGUAUUCACUCAAUUUUAAAAGGAUGAGUUUAUUAGUGGAUCGAAAAACUAAUCCCGCUGUUAACGCUGAUACAUUAUCUUCAGUUGGCGGUGAAAAGCUGAAAUUCAAGCUGCCUCGUUUGGAACUGAAGAAAUUUGGCGGGGAAAUUAAAGAUUGGCUGCCGUUUUGGGGACAAUUCGUAAAAAUUGAUGAAGACAACGAUAUCGAUGAAACCGACAAAUUUCAAUACUUAGUCCAAGCAACUAUCCCGAAUUCCAGAGCGAGGGAAUUAGUUGAAAGUUUUCCCCCUACCUCCGGAAAUUAUUGCAAGGCGAUUGAUUGUCUGAAAUCUAGAUUCGGCAGAGAUGAUUUAUUGGUUGAAUAUUACGUUAGAGAAUUGUUAAAAUUGACACUCGCAUUUAAUCUAAAAGAGAAACAUGUUGAAUUAUCAACUGUUUAUGAUCGACUUGAAACCCAGCUGAGAUCAUUAGAAACUCUUGGCGUUACUACAGCAAAGUAUGCGGCCAUGUUGUUUCCCUUGGUUGAGUCUUGUUUAAGUGAAGAAGUUUUAAGAGCCUGGCGGAGAAAUGAUAGAGGAUUGGAUGAAAAAGAUGACACAAAAGAAUCUCGAUUGGAAAGUUUGAUGAAAUUUUUGAAGAACGAAGUUGAAAAUGAGGACAGGAUAACUCUUGCUAUGGAAGGCUUCUCUUUGAAAGAAAAUAACAAAAAUAUAAAGAUUAAAAGAGACUUGCCGACAGCUGCGGGACUUUUUUCAGGAAACCAAAAAUCUGUUUUGAAGUGUGCAUUUUGUGACAAGAACAAUCAUGAAUCCAAAGAAUGUCAUGUUGCUUGA